Messenger RNA from Brassica oleracea var. oleracea, 1233 nucleotides. Its product is annotated as pectin acetylesterase 1-like. Gene Ontology annotation, molecular function: pectin acetylesterase activity. Lineage: Eukaryota; Viridiplantae; Streptophyta; Magnoliopsida; Brassicales; Brassicaceae. Gene Ontology annotation, cellular component: plant-type cell wall. The record is from RefSeq and is a predicted model, not a curated record. Gene Ontology annotation, biological process: cell wall organization. The coding region runs from base 69 to 1187 and encodes 372 amino acids. The transcript is spliced from 12 exons.
UGAAUGCUCUUUUGUGGAAUUGGAGUCUCACAGGACUCUUUCUCUUGAGCAUUCUUGCAGAUGGGGUAAUGGGUUCUGAUGAAAUGGAUUUGUUUAACAAUUUCAGUGGAACAAAUGUGUUUCAGAAACAAGAUGAUGGUGCAGAUGUUCUGAUGGUAGGACUCACUCUGGUCCAAACCGCUGCAGCUGAAGGAGCUGUGUGUCUGGACGGGUCAGUGCCUGGAUAUCAUUUGUAUCGUGGGUACGGUUCAGGAGCAAACAACUGGAUCAUUCAGUUGCAGGGGGGUGCGUGGUGUGACAGCAUAGAAGAUUGUCAGAACCGUAAAAGGAGUCGUGUUGGAUCGUCUACCUUAAUGGAAACACCGAUAGAGUUUAAAGGAAUACUAAGCAAUAAAGCCGCUGAAAAUCCAGACUUUUACAAUUGGAAUAAAGCAGUAGUUCGGUACUGUGAUGGCGCAUCCUUUAGCGGUGAUAGCGAAAACAAGACGGAACAACUUCAGUUUAGAGGAAAGCGUAUAUUUUUGGCCGUCAUGGAAGAUUUGAUAGCAAAGGGAAUGUGUCAUGCGAAGCAGGCUUUGCUCAACGGAUGUUCUUCUGGGGGUCUUGCAGCGAUUUUACGCUGCGAUGAUUUCAGUAGUUUGUUUCCUCAUACCACCAAAGUAAAAUGCAUGAGCGAUGCUGGCUUCUUCCUCGACGCGGUUGAUAUAUCUGGAGCUCGUUCUAUAAGGCGUAUGUAUUCCGGUGUUGUAAACACCCAGGGUUUACAAAACACGCUUCCUCGCACAUGUACGAGCCAUCUUGAUCCAACUUCGUGUUUUUUCCCUCAAAACAUAAUCAACCAAGUCAAGACACCUUUGUUUAUUCUCAACUCGGCAUUUGAUUCGUGGCAGAUUGAGAAUAGUAUAGCUCCACCAUCUGCUGAUCCGAGUGGCAGUUGGCAUAAUUGCAGCUCCAGCUUCAAGUGCAACACCUCUCAGAUGCAAUUCUUGGAAGGUUUCAGGAUGAGCAUGUUAGAUGCCUUAAAGACCUUUUCGAUGUCAAGCAAGAACGGAAUGUAUAUUAGCUCGCGCUGGGCUCAUUGUCUAGCUGGGAGAAAAGAUACUUGGUCUCCUGGAAAUUCUCAACCGGGUGAAGAUACGGGGAUGGCUGUAGCUGUUGGAGAUUGGUACUUCGAAAGAGCAUUUUGAGAAAAAUUAAUAUUUUUUAAUGCAUAGUUGUAUCAUUAACUAGCAU